ACAAAUAUACAUCCAAUGACAGAAAAAUGAAUUUGGUUUCAUUGCUGUUAUAAUGAAAAUGGUUCAUUUUUCCAAGUAGGAUGAAACGAGGAGGAAGAGAUAGUGACCAUAAUUCAUCUGAAGAAGGUACUGCAGAAAAAUCAAAGAAACUGAGGACUACAAAUGAGCAUUCUCAGACUUGUGAUUGGGGCAAUCUGCUUCAGGACAUUAUUCUCCAAGUAUUUAAGUAUUUGCCUCUUCUUGACCGGGCUCAUGCCUCACAAGUUUGCCGCAACUGGAAUCAGGUAUUUCACAUGCCUGACUUGUGGAGGUGUUUUGAAUUUGAACUGAAUCAGCCAGCUACAUCUUACUUAAAAGCUACACAUCCAGAGCUGAUUAAACAGAUAAUUAAAAGACAUUCAAACCAUCUACAAUACGUCAGCUUCAAGGUGGACAGCAGCAAAGAAUCAGCUGAAGCAGCUUGUGAUAUAUUAUCACAACUUGUGAAUUGCUCUUUAAAAACACUUGGACUUAUUUCAACUGCUCGGCCAAGCUUUAUGGAUUUACCAAAGUCUCACUUUAUCUCUGCACUGACAGUUGUGUUUGUAAACUCCAAAUCCCUGUCCUCGCUCAAGAUAGAUGAUACCCCAGUAGAUGAUCCAUCCCUCAAAGUGCUGGUGGCCAACAACAGCGAUACGCUCAAGUUGCUAAAAAUGAGCAGCUGUCCUCAUGUUUCUCCAGCAGGUAUCCUUUGUGUGGCUGAUCAGUGUCAUGGCUUACGAGAACUGGCCCUGAACUAUCACUUAUUAAGUGAUGAGUUGCUACUUGCUCUAUCUUCUGAAAAACACGUUCGCUUAGAACAUUUGCGCAUUGAUGUGGUCAGUGAGAACCCUGGACAGACACACUUCCAUAGUAUUCAGAAGAGCAGCUGGGAUGCUUUCAUCAAACAUUCACCCAAAGUCAAUUUAGUGAUGUAUUUUUUCUUAUAUGAAGAGGAAUUUGACCCAUUCUUUCGUUAUGAAAUACCUGCCACUCACCUUUACUUUGGGAGAUCAGUAAGCAAAGAUGUACUAGGCCGAGUAGGAAUGACAUGCCCUAGGCUAGUUGAACUAGUAGUGUGUGCUAAUGGAUUACGACCCCUUGAUGAAGAGUUAAUUCGCAUUGCAGAACGUUGCAAAAACUUGUCAGCUAUUGGACUGGGGGAAUGUGAAGUGUCAUGUAGCGCCUUUGUUGAGUUUGUGAAGAUGUGUGGUGGCCGCCUGUCUCAGUUAUCCAUUAUGGAAGAAGUAUUAAUUCCUGACCAAAAGUAUAGCUUGGAGCAGAUUCAUUGGGAAGUUUCUAAGCAUCUUGGAAGGGUAUGGUUUCCAGACAUGAUGCCCACUUGGUAAGGACCUCAUGAUGUACAGCAUAAUGAAUAGCACCCUAAUGUCAAGCAAAUAUAUUAUAGUAAAAGUUUGCUGUAGUACGAAUAUAAUUCUAUUCUUUUGUAGCACAGAAAUUUGAUAUCUUAAAUAUACUGGUAUGUUUGUUGGAAGACCUACAAAUCAGUUAGGGUCAGAAAACUCCAUCUGUUUCUUUAGAGUAAUAGUAGUCAAAUCUGAAUUUCGUUUUUAAAUGUGGUUUCAUAUUUGAAAGUAAUAACCAGUUACAAAGAUUGAACAGUCAUAAUCUGAAAGAAAUGCAACCUAUGUAUUAUAAUAUCUUAGAAGUGAGUACUAAUAAGUUUUCUGAAAUGUUCUCUAUGCAUUUUUUAAAAAAUGUAAACUUGACAUUUUAGGGUCUUCAGUUAUAAAUACACCUGUUAUAAGGUGUUUAAUAUAGCUCAGGAAAGUGAGCAUUUUGUGAGAAAAACUAAGCUUAUAUUGUAUCUAUUGGAAAAGAUUAGUUGAAUGUUUUCUAAUGUUAUACAGUUAUUUAAAAAGUACAGAGGUUUAUAUAGCUAAUUGGAACCUUUAGAAAACUGAUGUCACACAAUGGUUAUUAUAGAAGGAUAGUAUGGAGCCAAGAUCAAAUUAAGAGAAAGUAAUUGGAAUAGAAGGCAGUAUUUAGCUUUGUAUAAACAUUUAGGUUUCCUCUAAUCUGCUAAACCAUGUAAGUUCUUUUCUCUGAUCUGUUACUAUGUAUAUGACACUUUAUUGUAUGUAAAGUAAGGAAUGCGUAACCAGUUUUCUUAUGUUUUAUCUUUGUUUAAACUAGUUUUUUAAGUAUUACGUAAUAAUUAAAAUUAAAAUCUUACCUACUUUAAAAAAAAAGCCAAAUUGAGAUAAUUAAAGUUAGAACUUUAAAAUGUUUAUAAAUCGUUUCUAUGAAAAAAUUAGUCUCCAGUGAAUUUUAGUGAUGGCUCAUUUUUCCAUUUUGGAAUUACAUAGUUAUCUAAAUAGAACUUUAAAAAAAAACAAAAAAAUGGAACACCUGUAUAGUUCAUCAUAAACAGAAAAUUAAAAUGAGGUUAAAGUUUUUAGUCAUAUUUUUGAGGUCAGUAUUGCACAGUGAAUUGGAAAAUUUUAAUAGAAAAAUGUCUACAGUUUUGUGAUUAAGUUUGAUACAUUAUUUAAUGUAGGCAACAUUUUGUAUUUCCCUCAUGAAUAAGGAAAACCCUUUCAUUCAUUUUAGAGUCUGUACAUAUAGAGUACUAAGUUUUGGUUUUUUUUUUAGAUAUUAUAUAUAAUUUGGUUCUCAGAGCUAGGAUUAGUAGAUAUUACUCUUCUAAGGGAAAUUAGAAGUGAUGUUAAUGUAUUCCAGUGGAAUAUAUUAAUGCUUGAUAUGGCUCUCUUUAAUAGUGUGACUUUUAGAAAGUAUCUUGCUAAUUAAAUGGAAGCUAACAAUCUUUAAAAUAGAUGGCUUUCCUAACAAUAGGAAUUUCCAGGCUCCUGUGGCUUAUGCCACAGGAGACCUGGAAGCUUGAGGUUCAAAGUCAGUCAGGGCAGAAAAGUGUGAGACUCCCAUCUUUUAUGAAACAGCAACAUACCUGAUUGGAGCCAUGACUCAAGUCAGAGUUCCAGCUAUAAGCUAUCAAGCUGCAUGAAAGUGUGUCAUUGAGUUCAAGCCCCUGUACUGGCACCAAAAAAAUUAAAAAAGAAAAAAGGAAAAAAAGUAAGGUAAUAAUGGUUUUGCAUACAUGAUUUAUGCUUUUCAAAAAUGAUGGUAUAUUCUUUCAGCUGCACAGAAAGGAGAAAAAGGCUGCACUUGAAAAUUAAGUGCAAUGAUGGUAUUUCCCCUUAUAAAUAGUAAAAAAAAAAACAAACAAAAAACUUUAAAGAAAUACUUGUAUUAGUGGAUGAGUUUUUUUUAAGAACUUUGGAAAUGGAUUUGACAGUACAUAUAAAUCAGUUCUACUAACCAAAGUUUAUUUGAAAAUUUACUUUUUGUACAAAUUAAAUUAUAUGAUGCUUGAAAUACUUAUAUGUCACUUUAUAAACAAAAUAGCACUUAUUUGUUUAUAUUGUAAAGUAUAUGUAAAAUGCUUUUAUCAAUUUGAGAAUAAAAAUAGUUACUAUAA
Messenger RNA from Dipodomys ordii (Ord's kangaroo rat), 3478 nucleotides. It is a transcript of the gene Fbxl3, whose product is annotated as F-box and leucine-rich repeat protein 3. NCBI's taxonomy places the organism in Eukaryota, Metazoa, Chordata, Mammalia, Rodentia, Heteromyidae. Gene Ontology annotation, biological process: SCF-dependent proteasomal ubiquitin-dependent protein catabolic process; entrainment of circadian clock by photoperiod; G2/M transition of mitotic cell cycle. The record is from RefSeq and is a predicted model, not a curated record. The transcript is spliced from 4 exons. Gene Ontology annotation, cellular component: cytosol; nucleus; SCF ubiquitin ligase complex. Gene Ontology annotation, molecular function: protein binding. The coding region runs from base 81 to 1367 and encodes 428 amino acids.